AUGAAACAACAUCGAUUAUUUCGAUUAUUGCUCAAUACAUUUGGUUUUAUUGGCAUACAAUUACGACCAUUGAUUUUAAAUAAUUCAAUCAGCAUAAUAAAUUGGUUAUGGAAUAUUGUUAUAAAUUUAUUAACACUUUAUUCAUUAUAUGAUCAAAAACCAAUGAAAGUAAGAUUGGAACGAUUAAUAACAUCUGAUCAAUAUCUGAUGUAUUAUUUUAUCAAAAUAUGUGGUCUAUUCAUUUUUCCUGGUCUUUAUCUAUCCUAUAUUAUUACAUAUUUGAUUUAUGGACGUCUUUUAAUACAAUAUUUAAAAUCAUCAACAUUUUCAUCGGUUCGAGUUUCGCAUAAAUCAAUUAUGAUUUUCAUUUCUGCAAGUUCAAUUCCAACAUAUUUACUUUGGUUAAGAAAAUUUUUACCAUACUAUACGUAUAAUUUAAGAACAUUAUUUGCAAUUGAAUUGUUUAUAUUGUAUCGUUCAGUUACAUGGAUUUUUUUAUAUUUCAUUCAAUUGGCUAAUCUUCAUGUGUUGAAACAAAUUCGUCAACGUUAUCUGAAUGAUGAUAAUGAAAAACAAACAGCACAAUUGGCUAAUGCAAAAAAAUGUCAAAAUUGUUAUUUGAGACGAUCACGAUGUGCGAUAUCGGCAUCAUUGGCUAAGAUUGGCAAAAGAAUUGAACCAUUACGACAUACAUUAAAAAAUCAAUCAUCAAUCACAAAAUGUCGAGAUCUUUAUGAAGAGAUGAAAGAAUUGGCUGAAUUGAAUAAUCGUUUACAGCGGAUAUUUUCAAUACUAACCACCAUUCAUUUAAUUCAUACAUCAGUCAUCAUUACAAUAUCUUUAAACGAUGCAGCUAUGACUAAUUUUCCUCUUAAUUUAUGGUAUUUUUCUGAUGUUCUAUUCAGAAUAAUAUUUUGGUUUGGUCUUUUAUCGAUGAAUCGUAAAGUUUUACAAAAUUUCAAUCAAAUUGAAGGAUUUAUGUUACGAAAAUUACGUAAAGUUCGUCCAACUCAAACAAUAUCAUCAAGAAAAAAUUCAUCACCAUUAAAAUGUGCUAAAGUUUUAAAAUUCAAAGAAAUAAACAUUUAUCAACAAUCAUUUUUUAUAUUAUUGUUCGAUGUUCUUCGUAUUGAUCUGAAAUUUUUAUUAGAUUGGAUUUGUUUUAUUGCCGGUUAUGCAACAUUAAUCCAUCAAACACAUCGAAUUCAUAUUUAAUUCGACCAAACAAAAAUCAUAAAAACUAUUGCCAUCUAUCGAUCAAUUUAUUUCUUAAAUGUCGACAUUUUUUUCCCCACAACAUUAACGCCAUCUUUAGUACACAAUUUGAAAUCAAAAUUGGAAGAAG
Molecule: messenger RNA, 1345 nt
Organism: Dermatophagoides pteronyssinus (European house dust mite)
Lineage: Eukaryota; Metazoa; Arthropoda; Arachnida; Sarcoptiformes; Pyroglyphidae
Source: RefSeq, a predicted model, not a curated record